Arachis stenosperma is the source of this 1895-nucleotide messenger RNA. RefSeq lists its product as uncharacterized. The record is from RefSeq and is a predicted model, not a curated record. Lineage: Eukaryota; Viridiplantae; Streptophyta; Magnoliopsida; Fabales; Fabaceae. The transcript is spliced from 9 exons. Bases 440 to 1375 code for a protein of 311 amino acids. Gene Ontology annotation, molecular function: S-adenosylmethionine-dependent methyltransferase activity; O-methyltransferase activity.
UACCGCAGUAUGUAUAUCGGAUCCAGGAACACCCUACCUCAAAGCUUGUUAGCUGCACAAACAAGACACUCCACAGAUACCAAAGUUGAAUAGAGGCUGAACCAAGUUGCAACUUGCAAGUCAUCUGUGUUCCUCCCAACCUUGAUAUGUACAAUAUAAUUUCUUAACUCCAAACCACAUUUAUUGUUUAUUAUAAAUCUGAUUGGUUGAGAAUAUGAGAACACUGAUGUUCCGCUAAAGUAUGAAACGCUUCCAUAUAAGAUCCAGUUCAAGCUUAACCUUCAGCUAUAGUUACAGGAUAAAUUAGUAACUUCUGCUGGUCUAAUUUUAGUGCCAACCACCUGUUUGUAGAAUUGCCCCACAGGGAAAAAGAGAGCUUUAGGAAAAUAGGUUGCUACUAUACCAUUCCACUAGGUUGUAUCUUAUAGCAAAUAGGAGCAUGAGUUUGAUGCUUCAUCACGUAUCAGUGUUGCCACAUGAGGCUGUAUCUUGUAAACUGAGGCUUGCUGGGGCAUUAGCAAGAUCUCAUUCCUUUUCUGCAUCUUGUUCUGUCACCAAUAGAGCAAUCCAUUGCACCCCGGAAAGGUGGAGCUGCAGUGGCAGUUGUAUUGGAGUUAGCAUUAGUAGUAGUAGUAGAUGCAACUACCAAGGGAAAAGGCUUGUUAGAAGCUGCUCCACCACCAGUGACUUUGUAAUUGCCGGUGACGAAAGUUAUGGCAACAAGCAGGUUGUUAGUCUCACUCCGCGCUUGUAUGACUAUGUGCUAAAAAAUGUUAGAGAACCUGAGAUUUUAAGGCAACUGCGCGAGGAGACAGCCUCUAUGCGUGGAAGUCAGAUGCAGGUAUCUCCUGACCAGGCACAACUACUUGCAAUGCUUGUGCAGACUCUUGGAGCCGAACGGUGCAUUGAAGUCGGUGUUUAUACUGGUUACUCAUCACUGGCCAUAGCAUUAAUCCUGCCAGAAUCAGGUCGUUUGGUUGCAUGUGAAAGAGAUGCCAAAUCUCUUGAUAUUGCCAAGAAGUACUAUCACCUAGCUGGUGUUUCACAUAAGGUGGAUGUAAGACUUGGACUUGCAGUGGAUUCCCUAGAAUCUUUAAUAUUGAACGGUGAAUCAGGCAGUUAUGAUUUUGCAUUUAUUGAUGCUGAGAAAAGGAUGACUGAGAAAUAUUUUGAACUGCUACUGCAACUGGUGAGGGUUGGAGGUCUUAUAGUAAUUGAUAAUGUUCUUUGGCAUGGGAAAGUUGCUGAUCCACUGGUAAAUGACCCAAAAACUAUCAGCAUUAGAAAUUUCAAUCGAAGGUUAAUGGAAGACAAGCGUGUAAGCAUCAGUAUGGUACCUAUUGGAGAUGGGAUGACAAUAUGCAGAAAAAGAUGACCCAGUUUUCAUCGAUUUAUUGAUAUAUUCUGUGCAAUUUUGGGUUGAUGCUUCGGCGGAAAGCAAAUACUUGAUUCAAACAAAAAUCAAUUGAUUUUCAUAGAAAUGGAGAUGUGGCAAAGUCUAUUCUGCUAGGAUUUGGAUCCUCUAAAUUUUAAAUUUUUACUUUAGAGGGUAAAGUGUGAUCUUCUACCCUUGAAUGGUUUCUCUUUCAUAUUUAUUCUUGGUCCCACCUAUAAAAUAAAUAGUGAUAGAUCAUACUUUACUCUCUAAAGUGAAAUUCAAACUUUAGAGGAUCCAAAUCCAUUCUGCUAAGGCUCAUUUGUGAAGGAUCUGAAGAACCAUUUUGGCUCCAUAGCGAAUGGAGAGAUAUGAAUGCGUGUAAUUUCUUCAUUGCUUUUACCCCCAAAAUGUUGUAGCUUUUUACACUAACUUCUGAGUUAGCAUGGAAUUCAGUUAGCUACUACCCUUGGAAUCACAUGGAUUGUAGAUUGAAGAGAAACUUAUUCACAAUGGAACC